AUGCUCAAGUCGGUAAAAAGGUCGUUCAGGCAGGGAGGCAGUUCAGCGAGCACCAGAAGCGGCUCGUUCCGCGACCACGAUAACUUCACCAACGGCAACAGCGACCGCAGCAGCUCCUUCGGCGGAGGCAGCACCCGAAGCAUGAGCGGCUUCAAAGGCGGCAGCGGCGGCGGCUUCCGCGACGGCGGCAACUUCCGCAGCAACGACGGCGGCUUCAGGAACCGCGGCAGCGGCUUCAAAAGCGACUUCCGCGGCGGAAACGACAGUCGCAGCCGUUUCGGCGGCGGCGGAGGCGGCAGGAGCGCCCAAGGGAACCGCCUCUACAGACCCCAAUGGGACACCAUCCAACUGCGCCCUUUCAAGAAAGACUUUUACGUUCCGAAUCCUGCCGUGGCCAACAGAUCGCCCUACGAAGUCGACCAAUAUCGUCGCGCUAAAGAGAUUACCAUCGACGGUACCGCGCCGAAUCCCAUACAAAACUUCAGCGAAGCCUGCUUUCCUGACUACGUGAUGAAGGAGAUCGAGAAUCAGGGGUACGAUGCGCCUACGGCCAUCCAAGCUCAAGGCUGGCCGAUCGCUCUAAGCGGCUUGGAUAUGGUCGGUAUCGCUCAAACGGGCUCCGGUAAAACGCUUGCUUAUAUCCUCCCUGCGAUCGUUCAUAUAAACAACCAACCGCCGAUCAAUCGAGGAGACGGUCCGAUCGUUCUCGUAUUGGCCCCUACGAGGGAACUGGCGCAGCAAAUCCAGCAGGUCGCCAGCGAGUUUGGUAGCUCCUCGUACGUGAGGAACACGUGCGUGUUCGGGGGCGCCCCGAAAGGGCCGCAGGCCAGGGAUUUGGAGAGGGGCGUCGAGAUUUGCAUCGCCACGCCCGGUCGAUUGAUAGACUUUUUGGAGAAAGGUACGACGAAUUUGGAGCGGUGCACUUACCUGGUGCUCGACGAGGCCGAUAGGAUGCUCGACAUGGGAUUCGAGCCGCAAAUUCGCAAGAUUUUGGAGCAAAUUCGGCCGGACAGGCAGACGUUGAUGUGGUCGGCGACGUGGCCGAAGGAAGUGAGAAAAUUGGCUUUGGAUUUCUUGAAAGAUUUCGUACAAAUUAACAUUGGUUCGUUGCAAUUGUCCGCCAAUCACAACAUCCUUCAAAUCGUCGAUGUUUGUCAGGAAUUCGAAAAAGAAGUGAAAUUAAAUCAGCUGCUUCAAGAAAUAGCCAAUAACAGUGACAGAGAAUCUAAGAUACUGAUUUUUGUCGAAACGAAGAAAAAGGCCGAAUCGAUUACAAGGACUAUCAAGCGAUAUGGAUGGCCUGCUGUUUGUAUGCACGGAGACAAAAGCCAACAGGAACGUGACUUUGUACUUAGCGAGUUCAGAAAUGGAAAUUCCACGAUCUUGGUGGCCACCGACGUGGCUGCACGAGGAUUAGACGUGGACGGAAUAAAAUACGUUAUCAAUUACGAUUAUCCAAAUUCUUCGGAGGAUUACAUUCACAGGAUAGGCAGGACGGGCCGAUCCGAUUGCACCGGUACAUCAUACGCCUUUUUCACGCCGGCCAAUGCCCGGCAAGCCAAAGACCUGUUAGCCGUACUCAAAGAAGCCAAUCAGGUGGUAAAUCCGAAAUUGGCCGAAAUCGCCAGCCGUCCCAACAGCUUCGCCAAAAGCGGGGGCGGCGGUUUCGGCAACAAAUACGGCGGUGGUCGCGGGAAUCGCGGCGGCGGGGGCGGUCGUAGCGGUUCGGGGGGCGGCGGCGGAGGCGGGUUCCGUUCGAGAGACAACAGCGGCGGCAGGCCGUCGAGGUUCAGCGGCGGGUCGGGCGGGAGCGGAGGCGGUAACAGGAUGGGCGGCGGGUCUAGGAUGGGGGGUGGUUUGGGCGGCGGGAAUGGCGGUUCGUCGGGGGGCAACAGGAUGGGUAAUGGAUUUGGAAAUAGAGCUCCUUAUUGA
Phyllotreta striolata is the source of this 1932-nucleotide messenger RNA. NCBI's taxonomy places the organism in Eukaryota, Metazoa, Arthropoda, Insecta, Coleoptera, Chrysomelidae. The record is from the annotation of a GenBank genome assembly.